CUUUCCUUUCGUUGAGGAAUGAAUGGUAGCGGUGCACAGUGAAAAGCCUUGGAAAUUCAACAGCCUUUUCCAAUGGACCUGCAUUCUUUUCAGCAAUUGCUCAAGUACACGCAUCUCCUGGUCCCGGUUACUAUGUUAUGGUGGGGAUUGCGGACAAAAGGAAACAAAGGUGGUGAAAAGCAAAGAGAAACGCUUUGCGCAGUGCAAUGGCUGUCUGUACCUUUGGAUGUGUACGGAGAAUGGAACAAGGCUGACAGCUGAUGGCGAUGGGCAUGUGCUUCGACUCCGACCUCCACAUCCGCCUCCACCUCUCCAUUUUAUCGUCUUUUCACUGCAGCGCCAAUGCCGCAUAAUGUGAGAGGUAAAAUGGAUAAAUCCGAGAGGAACAAUGGCGGCGACGCCAUUGACGAGAAGACGGAGGCGGCAGACAGUAAAGCAGGGGAUGGAGAACAGGGUCGGAGUGGAGGGAAAAAGGCAAAAGUGGCGCAGACUCCGAGGUGCCAAGUGGAGAAAUGCACGGCAGAUCUGAGCAAGGAGUACUUUCGGAGGCACAGGGUUUGUGAGCUCCACGCCAAAGCCAGGAAGGUGCUUCUCUUGGGUUUCGAACAACGCUUCUGCCAGCAAUGUAGUAGGCCGUACAUCAAUUGUAUCAGCAGUUCAGGGGGCUGUACCAUCAGCAUUUUGUCAUAAUUCAGUCGAACAAUCAACAAAUAUUCCAGAUGUGCUCUGUCCUCUUGAUGUUCUUGAAUGCAUUUUUCUCUACAGAUUCCAUGCCUUAGUAGAAUUUGAUGAAGCAAAAAGGAGUUGUAGGAGACGGCUGGCUGGUCACAAUGAGCGCCGUAGAAAGCCUCCCUCUGAUUCCUCAGCUGACAGAUUGGAUGCAAACAGCCAUCAUAGUAAUAAUUGGCUGACAUAUGGAGGAGUCUAGCCAUAUGUGAGAUGUUAAUUUGCAAAGAGAUUAAAAUCCAUUAGAUUCUGGAUGUGCUCUCUCUCCUCUGUCAUCUCUUGGCUCAGCUCUUUGUGCACAAGAAGCAUGACCAGAGCUUUAAUUAUGAUCAAAUUUGGACAAUCUUGACCAUAAGUUGUAAGUCAUAAUACCCAUGGAUUUUUAUUAUCAGAAUUUAUACAAAGUUUGCUAGUCUAGAAUUGAUAAAACUCACUUUGUAUGUUAACGUUUGAAUCUUGUCUAUGCGAUCAUUUUAGACUUCGGAGAAUUUUUAAUUUUAUAAUGCAACUAUUAGGAGCAUGCUGUUACCAUAGUGCGUGGUGGUUUCUGACAAAAUGUUUUUCUGGUACCAUAUGUCAUGACUUAUAAAGGUAACUAAAUGUAUAUUUUGGUCCUUA
Messenger RNA from Cryptomeria japonica (Japanese cedar), 1344 nucleotides. RefSeq names its product squamosa promoter-binding-like protein 3. Bases 343 to 690 code for a protein of 115 amino acids. Gene Ontology annotation, molecular function: DNA binding. Lineage: Eukaryota; Viridiplantae; Streptophyta; Pinopsida; Cupressales; Cupressaceae. The record is from RefSeq and is a predicted model, not a curated record. The transcript is spliced from 3 exons. Gene Ontology annotation, cellular component: nucleus.